AUGAACGAAGAAAUGAAACGGGAGCUUGAUGAAUGUAUUGAAUUAGGAGAGUUAAAUCUUCCACGAAUCAAUCAAAGAUGGACUGUUUGUAGUCAUGGAGAUGGUGAUGGACUAUGUAGUGCAACUAUAGCAUUAAGUAGUAAACGAUUUAUUGAUGCAGACUUAAUAAUAACACAUCCCAUGGGAAUAGUACAUGACAUAAAAGAGAUAGAAAGUAAUUUAUUUAUUAGUGAUAUUGCUCUUGAUGCAAGAACAUAUAAAGAACUUUAUAAAAAAUUUGAAACAUUAAUAGAUAAAGGGUAUCAAGUAAUUUAUAUUGAUCAUCAUAGAAUAUAUGGGACACCACCAAAAGGGGUUGAAAUGAUAAAUGAUGAAAAUUGUUGUGCAAGUGAAUUAGUUCAUAAAUACUUUAAAGAGAAAAAAGAAUUAAAAGAAUAUGUUGAUAUAUAUGCAUGUAUAGGAUGUAUUUGUGAUUAUUAUGAUAAUACUGAAUACAUAAAGAAAGUAAUGGAUAAAUUUGAGAAAAGAAGUCUUUUUCUUGACGCUGGUAUAUUAGCACAAGGGCUUUCUAUUUAUCGUAAAAAAGAAAUGAAAGAAGACCUUGUAAGAGAGUUUGUUUCUGGAUAUAUUCCAUGUGAAAUUCCUGCAUUAGUUUCACAAGCAAUGCAAGUAACUCGUAAUGAUAAAAUUGGAAGAAAUGUUAUAAUAAAUAAUUCUUGUAAUUGUAAAUAUAUUGCUUGGUGUUUAAAUCCACCAUGUGGUAAAUCUAAAUCAGCACAUUUUGCAUCAGCUUCAAAAGAAAAACCAAUUGGGUUGGCUAUUUUUUAUUAUCAAAGAAGAAAAGUAAAAGAACAACCACUUUAUGACCUUUGUUUUAGAGGAACAAAUCUUGUUGAUUUAAGAGAAAUUAUUACUCCAUUGGCUUUAGAAUUAGGAGGGUCUGGUGGUGGUCAUUUUAAUGCUGUAGGAAGUAGAGUACCAACUAAUUUAUUAGGAAUAAUGUUGUAUUAUAUUGAUUUAAGAGUUGAUACGUAUUUACAAACAAAAACUUAUGAUAAACUUCCAUUACCUCCAAAAGAUUUAUCUAAUAUUCAAUAUGAUAAAAGUGUCUAUGAUCAUUUCAUUGAUUUAAAAUAUUAUUUUAAAACUCAAGUUGAAGAAUAA
Molecule: messenger RNA, 1164 nt
Organism: Entamoeba dispar SAW760
Lineage: Eukaryota; Evosea; Mastigamoebida; Endamoebidae
Exons: 1
Coding region: 1-1164 (387 amino acids)
Source: RefSeq, a predicted model, not a curated record